UGCACCGCUCAGUGCUCGUGACAGCCGGUGAGAAACAAAACAGCGCCCAAUGAAAUCUUGUCACUGCGAAUAAACAAUUUGUUAAACAGGAAAAUGGCGUUGCGAGCUUGCGGCUUCAUCGUGUUUCGACGUUUAGCCAGCUGCAUUCCUCCAGCAGGCAAUAUCGAGUAUCUUCUUUUGCAGACUUCUUAUGGGGAGCACCACUGGACCCCACCCAAAGGUCACGUGGACCCGGGUGAGGACGACCUCACCACAGCUCUGAGGGAGACCAAGGAGGAGGCGGGUCUGGGCACCGAGCAUCUCCGGGUAAUAGACGGUUUCCUUCAGGAGCUGCGGUACGAGGUGCGAGGCAAACCCAAAGAGGUGCUGUACUGGCUGGCCGAGCUGAGGGACCCGGGGACGGCCGUGACUCUGUCUGAUGAGCACCAGGACUACCGCUGGGCCCGGCUGGAGGAGGCCUGCACUCUGGCUGGGUACAAAGACCUGCAGGACACACUGAGAGCAGCACAAAGACACUUGGAGGCUCAGCAGGACAAACAGUGAUGCAGCUGAAUGUAGACUAUACACAGGGGAGGAAUAAUGAAGGGAAAAAAAAAACUGCCAGCUCACAUGUGGGACUUUACUCUCUUGUGGCAGGGCAUCCAUAAUUCUGACUUUUUCUGUUUAUUCUGUUUGUCAUUGUUUAGGUGAUUUGUCUCUGCAGUGCAAUCUUAUCUAAGUAAUAGAUUUCCUUCUGUCUAGACGAGCAGGGAGGAAAUGAAUCAACAGUUGAACACCGGCUUACUGAUUUCAUCUGAGUUACUGCAUAAAAACAUGAUUAUCUGUUUCCCUCGAUUAGUCAUGCAUAAUGUGAUUAAACACACAAAUGGAUGUAAAUAAGAUUAAAUCCACACCCGAAGCGCAAAACGGAGUGUAGAACAACAAAAUCGAGGAGUUCCACUACAAGUAAAGCACUAAAAAGGAUAUGUUUUAUGAAGUAAUACUGUUCAAGUAAUCUGUCAGUACUUUGAAUUUGCCAAAAAUAAAUACAAGAAAUGUCCUACA
This is a messenger RNA of Stegastes partitus (bicolor damselfish), 1044 nucleotides long. RefSeq names its product nudix (nucleoside diphosphate linked moiety X)-type motif 2 (gene nudt2). NCBI's taxonomy places the organism in Eukaryota, Metazoa, Chordata, Actinopteri, Pomacentridae. Bases 94 to 543 code for a protein of 149 amino acids. The transcript has 3 exons. Gene Ontology annotation, molecular function: bis(5'-nucleosyl)-tetraphosphatase (asymmetrical) activity. Gene Ontology annotation, biological process: AMP biosynthetic process; ATP biosynthetic process. The record is from RefSeq and is a predicted model, not a curated record.